AUGUUUAGUUUGGAAAAUAAAUCUGUGAUUGUUACCGGAGGUGCAAAUGGCAUCGGUGCAGUCAUUGUAAAGGAAUUUCUUAAGGAAAAUCCAAAGCAUGUUGCUAUUUUGGACUUAGAUGAAGAUUCGGGAAAAAGACUCGAAAACAACCUUGUAACAAAAUACAGUGAAGAAAAAGUAAAGUUCUAUAAAUGUGAUGUGACAAAUGAUGAUCAACUGAUUGGUAUAUUCCAUGAAGUUGUAAAAAAGUUUGGAGCCAUUGACGUUGUUGUGAAUAACGCUGAUACAGUUCUUGAAACAAUGGAUACAUACAAAAAAGAAAUUGCCAUUAAUUAUACUGCAGUAGUGACGUCGACAUUAAAAGCCUUGCAACUAAUGCGAGUCGAUCAAGGAGGGAAAGGAGGAACAAUUAUUAAUAUUUCGUCCCUUUGUGCUCUAAUGCAAAGAUCUCCAUUUUUAUUUGUAUAUGCGUCGACUAAAAGCGCAGUACUUCAUUUUAGUAACUGUAUUGGGAAUGAAAAAUAUUUUAACCACACCAAUGUUCGUGUAUUGACAAUGUGUUUAGGAUACACGGAUACUGAUACAUUAAUCAAGUAUAAUACAUUCGAUGAUAUUAUAGAUGAAGUAUUGAGUACCACCAUAGAGACGUUAAAAAAUAACAAGUCACAAUCGGCAGAAACAGUUGCACAAGGAAUUGUACAAGCAUACAAGGAAGGCAAAAGUGGAAGUACAUGGGUAAUUGACAAGGAUGAAAUCUCUGACGUUACCGACAAUAUCCAUCAAGCCUACGAAAUUAUGUUCAAAUAUUAAAAAUAUGUAAUUAUUGAUUGCAUAAAAUCAAUAUGUGUAUAAGUAAAUCACCGAAAUAUAUAUGUAUGCGUA
Messenger RNA from Melitaea cinxia (Glanville fritillary), 882 nucleotides. Its product is annotated as alcohol dehydrogenase-like. The transcript has 5 exons. Gene Ontology annotation, molecular function: oxidoreductase activity, acting on the CH-OH group of donors, NAD or NADP as acceptor. NCBI's taxonomy places the organism in Eukaryota, Metazoa, Arthropoda, Insecta, Lepidoptera, Nymphalidae. The coding region runs from base 1 to 810 and encodes 269 amino acids. Gene Ontology annotation, cellular component: cytoplasm. The record is from RefSeq and is a predicted model, not a curated record.